CGCUUGCCGGCCGUGGCCUGGGACGCGCGGGCGGGCGGGAUGGCGCGGCUCCGGGGCCGGUAGCGCGGCAGCCGGCACCGGGGGAAAGCCAUGGCCCGGCGGCGACGCCGCGCCUGCAUCGCCCUCUUCCUGGUGCUGCUCUUCGCCUUCGGCACGCUGAUGGGGCUGCGCACGCUCAAGGCACCGGACGGGCUGCCCGCACUGGGCCCGGGCCCGGAGCUAGCGCCCUUCGAGCGGCGUCCGGAAGGGAAUCCCGCGCCCGCCCGCGCCCCGGCCGCCCCCGCCGCCCCUCCGCCGCCGCCUCCGCCGCGCACAGCCGCCCCCCGCGCCUCGCUGGGCCCAGCCGAGGCCGAUCCCGCGCCCCGGCAGAGCCUGCGCGUCUACUCCGACCUGCACGCCUUCUAUUACUCAUGGUACGGCAGUCCGCGGCGCGAGGGCCACUACAUUCACUGGGACCACGUCAUGGUGCCGCACUGGGACCCCAAGAUCUCGGCCAGCUACCCGCGUGGCCGCCACAGCCCUCCAGACGACUUGGGCUCCAGCUUCUACCCGGAGCUGGGGCCCUACAGCUCACGGGACCCCGAUGUGCUACGAGAGCACAUGACCCAGCUUAAAGAAGCCGCCAUCGGAGUCUUGGUUCUUUCCUGGUACCCACCUGGCAUGGCUGAUGAUAACGGGGAGCCCUCAGAUGAUCUGGUCCCUGCCAUUCUGGACACUGCCCAUCAGUACAACAUCCAGGUGGCCUUCCAUAUCCAACCUUACAAGGGCCGGGAUGACAUCACUGUCCAUGACAACAUCAAGUACAUCAUUGACACGUACGGCUCCCAUGGUGCAUUUUACCGUUAUAAGAACAGCAUGGGCAAGAGCCUCCCACUCUUUUAUGUCUACGACUCCUAUCUGACAUCCCCUGAGGCCUGGGCCCACCUCCUGACACAAAACGGGCCCCACUCGAUCCGCAACACUCCCUAUGACGGGGUCUUUAUAGCGCUGCUGGUGGAGGAGGGCCACACCCAUGAUAUCCUUGCAGCAGGAUUCGAUGGAAUGUACACCUACUUUGCCUCCAAUGGCUUCUCCUUUGGCUCCUCCCAUCAGAACUGGAAAGCUGUGAAGAACUUCUGUGAUACCAACAACCUGAUGUUCAUCCCUAGUGUGGGGCCUGGGUACAUUGACACCAGCAUCCGGCCCUGGAACAACCACAAUACUCGGAACAGGGUCAACGGCAAGUACUAUGAGACAGCCCUGCAGGCGGCCCUGACUGUGAGGCCUGAGAUCGUCUCCAUUACCUCUUUCAAUGAGUGGCAUGAGGGCACGCAGAUCGAGAAGGCUGUUCCCAAGAAGACGCCAACUCGCCUCUAUUUGGACUACUUGCCUCACCAGCCCGGCCUGUAUCUAGAGCUGACCCGCCGCUGGGCAGAGCACUUCGUCAAGGAAAAGGAGCAGUGGCUGAUGUGAGGGGCAGUACUCAAACCUCAUUAGGUCACCAAGCUGGUUCAGCUGAGGAUAUAGGCACACACUAGUCCCAAGUAGCAACUGGGUGCUUGUGGGUGGGCCAACUAACUCAUGUAGAACAGAGCCUGGCCCUUGGACUGGUGGUGCUGGGGUGAUGAAGCAAGGCUUGAUGGAGGAGGCUGGCAGGAGGCUGCACACGGCUCAGGGCAGCUCCACAUCCUUUAGCUUGCAGCUGCGGCAGGCUAUGUAGUGGAGUUGCCAGCCACUGUGCUUAAAAGGGUCUCAGGGUUCUGAGCUAGCAUGCACCUUACUUCCUUUGGACAGCCUACAAAUCCUCAGGCACCUUCCCACAUCUUCUUGCUGAAUACAGGGAACUGUAUUCGGCACUUCUACAAGGGGACUUUGUUUAAGGUCCUUCCAGGAGAUGCCUGCCCCAUUAUCAGGAAAUACUGCGCAUCCACACUCUUACUAAGCACCUUCCUUACUGUCGGGUACUGGGGCAUGUGGUCAAGGCUCCUCCUGAGGCUUACGGGAUCUUGCUUUGGUGUAGCCAUGGAGCUGGCACCUUGGCUGUUCUGCCCUUCUUUGCAGCUACACCCAGGCCUGGUGUUCAGCUAUUUUCCUCCAAGAAAAUACCUCUGUGCUCCAGAGCCUUUCCCAGAUGAACAGAGCUGCAGAGGACCAGGUCACUCCCCCUUCAGCUGUCUAGGCUGGGGAGGCCACCCACUAGGGCCACUUUCAGGGCUACUGUGAUUUGUAUUAAAUAGAAGUAUUUGCCAGUACACAUUCCUCUUGCAGCCCUCAUAACUGCUGACCUCUAGGUCAGUCUGUGACAAAUUAGUGUAUGGCUGGGCUGGCUACUUUUAGCACAAUGGAGAUGGGUUUGCUUAAAUGAUGAUGGGUUUGCUUUAUGUAAGAUUUCUAGAGGGACGUUAACAAGCCAGUACUUAUUUAUAAACAAACUAAUGCUAAUUGCAAGGAUCCUUGUUAAAGUAAGACCAAUGGAACAUUUUUCAGCAAGAUUCUCAAAACACACUUGAAAAUGUUCACCGGAACCACUACUGGUUUACAGGCUAAGGCUGAGCCACGACUCUGGAAAAUGGUAGCAAGUGGGGGAGGAUGAGGUGGAAUACAAGUCAUUUCAAGGACAACCAGCCCACUGACCGACUAAACCCUGCCUGACAGAUGAGCAGGGCUGGCCACCCAGCCUGUAGCUUAGUUGGGAGGGCUGGAUCUAAGCAGCGCUAAUUUCAUCUCCUGCACACAGAGCUUGGAUGCAGCAAGGCCAACAGGAAGGAACAGGCAUCCUCAAAGAGACUUGACUCAGCUCUUCUGAAGGCUAAUCUACAUCAACAGCCAUAAUGCACAUAUACACCUUGACCUAAAAUCCUACCCUAAGGAAAUAGCUCAAAAGAAAAAUAAACCAUUGACAACUGUU
This is a messenger RNA of Peromyscus leucopus (white-footed mouse), 2887 nucleotides long. It is a transcript of the gene Maneal, whose product is annotated as mannosidase endo-alpha like. Gene Ontology annotation, molecular function: alpha-mannosidase activity. The transcript has 4 exons. NCBI's taxonomy places the organism in Eukaryota, Metazoa, Chordata, Mammalia, Rodentia, Cricetidae. The record is from RefSeq and is a predicted model, not a curated record. Bases 91 to 1452 code for a protein of 453 amino acids. Gene Ontology annotation, cellular component: Golgi apparatus.